AUGCCAGAGGGGGCCCCAGGUGUGCCUGAGGAAGCCCUGGGCAUGACAGAGGGAAACACAGGUAUGACUGAGGGAGCUCCAGAUAUGUCAGAGGGAGCCCCGGGUGUACCAGAGAGAGUUCCGGAUGAGAUGACUGCCGUGCCACCACCAGCGUCUAGUGGUAUGGAGAUCUUGGAACUCGCUCAGAAGCUCUCGGAGUGUACCACGAAGAUCGGCAAAGUGAUUGAGGAUCUGGGUCUUACCUUUGAUGAAUUCAACAAUGGAAGAUUGGAGUUGCAAAAGGGAUUCCAAGAGCUCAGAGUGGCAUUUCAAGCUGGAGAAGUCACCAAGCUUCUCAAAGCCUUUGAUCGGUGGGCUAACACUGGUCGUUGGGCUCUAGCUGGCACUCAGUCGGUGGAGACCAACAUACAGGGAGUCCAAGGUGAGGUUGAGAAGCAAGCUCAGAAGUUGGAGACCAACCUCAAAGAGGGCUUUGAAAGCAUUGGAGGGUAUCUUCAAGAGGUGGUGAGACUCCUGGGGGAACGUCCAGUUACAAUGGGCGAAAGUGGGGCACCGCUGACGCCGGGAAUGUUAGGUGCACAUGGAGCGGGCGGGAUUUCCAAUACGGGUGAAUCGAUGUCAGUACCACCUGUUCAUGUCCCAACAGCUCCACCUGCUCCAGCAGUUCCACCUGCUCCAGCAGUUCCACCUGCCCCAGCGGUUCCACCACGUGCGGCAGAGCCAGUGUCACUCUUUAUGGCGUUUUGUCCGGAACAGCCGAAUGGGCCGAGACCAAAUGCUCCUCUUCCGAUCCCAACACCGUGCCAGCGUGUGGGCAUCGUUACCAGAGAUGCGGGAACGGGGGUGCAGAGGACAUUGUCACCGACGCCAUACCGUUCUGAACAAAUCAGCGGAAUCACCAGCAUCUGGGCUCCCCAGGGAUUGGGGAUGAUUCGUGAUGGGAAUUCCCAGUUCAGGAGGAUUUAUUGA
Molecule: messenger RNA, 969 nt
Organism: Cladocopium goreaui
Lineage: Eukaryota; Dinophyceae; Suessiales; Symbiodiniaceae
Source: the annotation of a GenBank genome assembly